AACCAUAUCUAAGGGCACCGACCUUAUUUCCACCCUCUUUUGCACUUUUCUUUCUUUUGGCUAAAAUCCAUGUUCCUUUCGAUUUAAUCAAUGCUUCCAGAUUACUCUCGCAAUCUCCAUUAUUCGAUCGCCAUUGUAUUCUAUUCAUAGGAAAGGAACAUUGUGAUUAAUGCAGUUUCCGGAUUAUGCAUUUCCUUCUGUAUUCCUCUCCUCUUAACAGUCAACCUUCUGUCCUCCAGUCCUUUCCCACUACCGUAAAACACAUUUCGUCUUUCCCUUCAAAUUCAUUUCUUAACGAUUAACAGGGUGAGACCCGUUUGCUUCCUGGGUUGCCCGAGGAAAUGGGCCUGACGGAAUCGGAUCUUAAAAACGCGGCCCUCCUGGGCCCCCUGGGCCUGGCUUCUCUACUGCUCCACCAGGUGCUACCGGGCCUCCCAUGAUGGGCCUGCCAAAACCAGGUUAAGGGACGAUUUGGAUGGAGGAUGUCGAGGACUCAGUCGUGUUGAUGAUCAACACGUGUGAUGAUCUCGAGCGUCCGUUCAUUGAGCAUUUGGCCAACGUAAUUGGGAAACCGACGUUGAGCGUCGUCGGUCUACUGUCGCCGGAACAGUUCUGGAAAUCGGCGCACUCCUUGCUUCACCAUCGUGAAAUCCGAAGCAACCGGCGGCGAUCAAACGUGACCGAAGAUGAGGGAUGGGCACCGCAAUUGCUGAUACUUAGCCACCCAUCGACGGGAGGGUUUCUGUCGCACUGUGGAUGGACUUCGACGAUGGAGGUAAUCGGACGCGGGGUCCCGUUACUAGCAUGGCCAAGCAGGGUCUACCAAUACUACAACGCAAAGCUGAUGGCGCGGCAUCUGAAGGUUGGGUGUUUGAUAACCGACGAUAUGUCCCAGACGGUGAAGAAUGAUGGUAUAACGAAGGGGAUAGAGACGCUAAUGGGAGAUUAAGAGAUGAAAAAAUGAGCUGCGAAUCUUGGCUCCAAAUUCCACAGGGCUUUCCGGUAAGUGCCGCGACUUCUUUGGAUGCCUUUAGGGACUUUAUCAGCAAAAAUGAACAUUAACAAUCAAC
This is a messenger RNA of Rubroshorea leprosula, 1070 nucleotides long. NCBI's taxonomy places the organism in Eukaryota, Viridiplantae, Streptophyta, Magnoliopsida, Malvales, Dipterocarpaceae. The record is from the annotation of a GenBank genome assembly.